CAAAAAUACAGUAAUUCUCACUGCAUGUGACCCCCCUCUUUAUACAGAGCUCGCGUCAACUAUCUUUUAUCCCUGCUAAUACGCUCCCUGAACUCGCUUUGGAAAGCAGCAUCAGCGCGAGCAAAUGUGUUAAUUUCUAUUGUUAUUAUCCAAGAAUGUUCAAACUUCGGAAAGUUUCAAGUCAUAUAAACUACCAGCCAGCAGCAGUGCUUGAUGGAGCUCUCAAAAGUAAUGACAUAUGUAAAUUGUUUAGCACACCUGGGCACCUUUUCAUGCAGAGGGGCAGUCAACUACAGGUGUUUGAUGCUUUCCCAGCAGACUUAAAGUCAUCAACACUAUGCAAGCCAUUUACAUUCUUUUUGUCUGGGACAUCCCCUGUGAUCCAUAUCCAUGUUCUGCAAACAAAUUGGAAUAUCGCUUUUAUGGUACAUGAGGAUGGUGAUGUAGAAAUCUGGAAGCACAUCCAAGGCAGUCACUCCUGGAGUAAGGUUCAUCAGGUGUGCAUCUGCAAUACCAAAGACGCAUUGGUCACCAAGGUGCUCAUACUGGAGGAACAUAAGAAAAUUCUUUGGUUGGAAAAGAAUCCAGGCGGGGAGGACGACUGCUGCUAUACUGUAAAUGCGAGAUCAUUUAGUAAUGACGGAGAUAGUAUAACAAACAUUGGCCCUGUGGAUGUACUCCUCUCUAAUUGUCCAGAUGUAGACUUCUUUGAAAUACAUAAUAGGGUGUAUAUAUGGCCCAGUCACACAUGUCCUCCUGGUUUGUAUUUUGUUUGGUACAUAAAUAAAUUGAGAGACAACUGUUUGAAGACACUCAUCUUGGGAAGGAAAUUUGAAGAAAAUAUACAAGAAACCAGUGCAGAUUUUAAAUUACUAGCAAGAAACCUAAUUCAUGUCUGGUCCCAGGUCGAGGGUUGUUUGAUUACUGCGAAGAUAGUAAAUGAAGUUAACAAGGAACUCUUAGUUGUACACAGUGAUGGAGAGGUGGAUAUUCUAUGUGAAGACAACAAAAUUUCAAGAAGAAUAUCACUCAAAGGUUACCAGCACUGUGAGAAGGAAAGCUUACAUGUAUUUAGAAGUAGACUGUUUGCUGUAGAACAGACAAGAAUAAGAAUAUUUUGCAUGAAAUCCGGAAACAUUACACAAGAAAUAGACCUGCACUCUCUAAGUGAUACCGAGAUCCAUACAUGGAGUGGGUUUGGCCCAGUACCAAGUGUUGGAGUUUGGAGCAGUAAAGGAUUGUGGGAAUUACAGAUGACAGAAGUGGACAAACUACAAGACCGCCAACAAUUAGAAGAGUUUGGUCAAGAUAGACUAGCCAGUAACGCUGUACUGAAACAACUGUUAUUCACAGAAAAGUCGGGCGAUAUGAAGACAACAUCCACUACAGAGCUACUGAAACCAGAAAUGUUUCAGAAUCCAGCCAUUUUACUAGCAUUACUACAACAGACUAAAGAGGGCAGCAAACCCAAUUCAGUUGUGGAUGAGCAGGAGAGGUUGUGCUCACUGUUUUCUGGCAAUAAACUUGACUGCGAUCUGAGUGAGAGUAUGGACUCUUUACUUAGUCAGUUCAAGCAUCUCAAUACACAGUACUCACAGCUUAUGUCAUUUCAACCAGAGAAUGCAGUAUCUCCCUCAUCUUUCCUUUAUGACGAAGUACUAUUCCUCAUUCAGGAUUCUACCGUGCAUUCAAUUGAUUAUAGGUACUCUCAGAUGGAAGUCUUAGCACAGCAUUUUCCUUGUAAAGUACUUGACAUAUUGCUGCGAUAUCUCCAUAUAGGAAGGUUUGCAAAUGGUCAAGAAUAA
Molecule: messenger RNA, 1805 nt
Organism: Anneissia japonica
Lineage: Eukaryota; Metazoa; Echinodermata; Crinoidea; Comatulida; Comatulidae
Exons: 14
Coding region: 156-1805 (549 amino acids)
Biological process (GO): melanocyte differentiation; lysosome localization; organelle organization
Cellular component (GO): lysosomal membrane; BLOC-2 complex
Source: RefSeq, a predicted model, not a curated record